UCGUGGUUCCAGCCGGCCAUCGACCGCUACGUCGACCUCCUCAGCGAGGAGUUCAACAAGGUCCGCCCGUCGACGCCCGUCUCGAGCGCCCCGUCGGCGCCCGUCGUCUACAACACGUACCAGUGCUACCUGCGCGACGCGCCGACGCGCAUCGCCGCCGCCCUCGCCCACGCCGACGAGCACGGCUACUCGUUCGGCGCCAAGCUCGUUCGCGGCGCGUACCAGGAGUCGGAGCGCGCCCGGCACCAGAAGCUGCCGGCGUUCGAGUCCGGCGUGCCGUGCGUCGUGUGGGGCUCGAAGGCCGAGACGGACAAGUGCUACGACGAGUGCGCCGCCCUCCUCGAGAAGCGGCUCGUGCAGGACCUCAAGAAGCAGGGCGACCAGGCGGUCAACCAGGCCGGAGUCGGCGUCGUGCUCGCGAGCCACAACGGCACGAGCAUGAAGCGCUUCCUCGAGUCGCUGCGCGACGACGGGCUCGCCAAGGAGGAGGGCGGCAAGCUCGCCGUCGACGAGCGCCUGCGCGGUCGCGUCGCGUUCGGCCAGCUUAUGGGCAUGUCCGACAACCUCACCCAGACCCUGAUCGACCUCAUCCACCCCUCGUCCGACCCGGCCGCCGCCCCGCUCGUCGUCAAGUACAUGCCUUACGCCUCGCUCGAGCAGGGCCUGCCGUACCUCGUCCGCCGCGCCAACGAGAACCAGAGCAUCCUC
Molecule: messenger RNA, 708 nt
Organism: Rhodotorula graminis WP1
Lineage: Eukaryota; Fungi; Basidiomycota; Microbotryomycetes; Sporidiobolales; Sporidiobolaceae
Exons: 2
Cellular component (GO): mitochondrion
Molecular function (GO): FAD binding; proline dehydrogenase activity
Source: RefSeq, a predicted model, not a curated record